Monopterus albus (swamp eel) is the source of this 4920-nucleotide messenger RNA. RefSeq names its product myosin-11. NCBI's taxonomy places the organism in Eukaryota, Metazoa, Chordata, Actinopteri, Synbranchiformes, Synbranchidae. The coding region runs from base 95 to 4582 and encodes 1495 amino acids. Gene Ontology annotation, molecular function: protein binding. The transcript has 50 exons. The record is from RefSeq and is a predicted model, not a curated record.
GAGGAACAAAGUCAGAUUGCUGGAAUUGCAGCUUUCUACAUGCAGUUCGACAGCCUCAGCAUUUUCUGGCUGUAAAAUUGCUUAUCAAACCCAGAUGUACCAGAAAAUGACACAGCUGAUGGACUCAUUUACUGGUGAUACAUUUCUGAUUCUGCAAAUGAUUCAACUUGCCAGCACGAUAAAAGCAUUAGAAAAGAAGAUCAAACUCAAUGCUACUUCUCCUGAAAUCAUACCGCUGCAGAAGGAACUGCAAGAGAAAAUUAAUGAACGUAAUAUGGUGGAACAGCAACUUGAAAAGGGCCACGCAAACUCAGCACUCAUUCUCCACAUCAUCUCACUGCAAAAUGAGAUCUGGGAUUUAGAGCAGGACGAAUCAAGGACAGGACAACCUAGUCUUCAGCUGAACAAGAGAAUUCUGGAUUUACAAGAACAACUGAAGAGGAAGAUCAGUGAGCUGCAAACUAAAGGAGACGCCAACUCACCUGUGCUGGAGCUCAUUUUUGUGAACAGUAAGAUUGCAGCAUUACAGAAGCUCAUCACUGUCCACUUCCAGAGGUCCAAAAAUAAUGUUGUUGAUUACGAGAGGCAGAGGAGACAAAAGUUUGAUCUCCUUAAAAAAAAGAUUGUACAGCUGGGUCAUGAUGAGAAGAACACAGAACUUACCAAGGAAAUUAUGAUUCUACAGUCUGAGAUGGAUCAUCUUAUAAAAUUAAUAUCAAAUGCCAAAAACUUAAGUGACUCUCAACUUAACGAGCUAAGAAGUAUUUUGGAGCAUGAGAAGAAACUGCAAGAAAACUUACAGAGACAACUACAGCAAACAGACUAUGCCCAGGCAGAAUCGAUCAUGAGACUCAUCACCAUAAUGAAAGAGCUGAGAGAGAUGAAGAUUGAUGAGAAACAACCGAAUACUUCCUAUGUCACCUCACUUCAAGCUCAGCUUCAGGCCAAACAAAGGGACUAUGAAAAAGCUCAGGCUGAAAUAAAGGAUCUGCAGAACAAACUGCGUUUAAUAACUGAUGAAUAUUCUGGAUUUGCAGAAAAAUACAAGCAGGUAAAAACUGAAUAUGAAAAGAAGAUUGAAGAGCUCAAGAAUACCGGAGACUCCAAAUCAGCAACCAUUCUGAACAUAAUGAACCUGCACAUUGAAUUGAAGAAUCUGAGGGAUCAGAUCGCUACAGCAACAAACCCAGAAAGGCUCACAGAGCUAGUGAGGAAACUGGAGGAGAAGCAAAGAGAACUGGACUCCAAGAAUAGAGACAUUGAUGGACUUUCCAACCACAAAACAAUCUUAGCAAUCAUUGAGCUGCAAAAUGAGAUAUGGGACCUUCAGACAAAACCUGCCAAUGAAACCACAAUUAACCACCUAAAAGAGCUGCAAACCAGACUGGAUCGUUUUGUCACUGAAAUAGAUGGAGCGGGAGAUCAAAACGCAAAACUGCUGCUGAAAAUCACAACACUACAGAGUCAGGUGGAGUGGCUGCAGAGACAGUUGUCAAACCUCCAAGCGUUAAAAGUCACUCAGGUAACCUGGCUCAAAAAUGAGCUUACAGCUAAGACAAUGGAACUAGAGAAAUAUGUCAAUGACCUCACUGAGAUGAAUCAGACUAAUACCCUGUUGAUUCUGAGAAUCACUAAUCUGCACAAAGAACUCAGAAGCCUAGAAGAUGAACGGCGCAAUGACAACACAACAUUUUAUUUAACAACUACUCAGCUGAGAGAUCAACUGAGGGCAAAAAACGCACAGCACAUUCAUGAUCAGGCUGAGAUCAAGAACCUGAUGCAUCUGCUUCAAGCCAAAGAAAGGGAACAUGCCAAUGCUCAGGCUAAGGUCAAAGAACUGGAGAGGAACCUGCAAUUACAGACUCAAAAUUGCUCUAUACUUCAGGAAAAAUAUAAGCAGGUAAAAACUGAAUUUGAACAGAAGAUUUUAGAACUGAACAGAACUGGAGACUCCAAAACGGCACUCAUUCUGAAUGUAGUAAACCUGCAAAAUGAGCUGACAUCUCUGAGGAACCAGAUCGCUUCCACAGGAGAACCUGACAAGAUUUUGGUUUUGAAGAAGCAACUGGAAAGGAAGCAAGCAGAACUGAACUCCAAGACUGCAGACAUUAAGAGACUGUAUGCCAACCCCCAAAUAAUUUUAACAAUCAUUAAGCUGCAGGAUGAAAUAUGGGACCUUCAGAAAAAUGCUACCAAUGGGACCACGAGUAAACGUAUCGAAGAGUUGCAGACCAGACUGAAUGGAUUCCUUAGUGAAAUAGAUGGUGACGACAGCACAAAACUCACGCUGACAAUCAUGAAACUACAGAGUGAAGUGGAGCUGCUGCAGAGACGGUUGUCAGACCUCCAGGGGCAAACAACCACUGAGGUUACCAAGCUCACAAAUGAUCUUAAAACCAAGAAGGAUGAGCUGCAAAACUAUAUUACUGAGCUGAAUAAGAAGAAUCAGGAAAAUGCCGAAUUGAUUUUGAGUAUAAGUAAUCUGAACACCCAACUCAGAAACCUCGAAGAAGAAAAGCAAACUGUGGAUGCAACAGCAUCUGAUACAGUUACAAAGCUGAAAGAACAGCUGCAGAUCAAAGAGCAGAGGCACAUUCAUGAUCAAGCUCAGAUCCAAGCACUGCAAAAUAAAUUGAACCAGACAGAGGCAGAGUGUUCCGGAUAUAGGCAGAAGAUUACAGAGCUGCAGAGUACCUUAGAUGACAAAAUUAAGGAGCUGCUGUCCAAAUCUGACAACGUUACUACAAUUGCUCUUCAUGUUUAUACAUUAACCCAGCAAGUGGAAGAGUAUAAGAAAGAACUGCAAAACACUAACUCCACAGCCAGGAUAGCAGAGCUUCAGAAAUUGAUAGAUGAAAAGAGCACUGAGCUGGCCACAAGAACCGAGCAGCUGGAAAACAAAAGUGGUCAAGCACAAAGAUUUCUGCAGAUUAUUAUACUACAAAAAGAGAUCGAGAAAUAUGUGAAUGUGGCAGUAAACAACACAGAUUACUAUAAGAUUGCACGUUUCCAAGAUCAGGUGAAUGAAUUAAUUGAUGGAAUUGAAGAUGAAAAAGACGAAAAUACCAGACUGACAUUCCAGCUUAUAGCUCAACAGGCGGAAGUAGCAAUACUGAAGAAACAAGAAGAGAGUCAGAACAAAGCUUAUGCAGAGAAAAUUAAAGGCCUGCAAGAUGAACUGGAUGAUGUCAGAAAACAGAUCCAUGAAAAAACACAGCAGCUGGAAUCAAGUCACGUGUGGAUUGUUAAUCUGUCGGCUCAAAUUGUUGAACUUAACCUGAAAAUCAAACCACUGGAAGAUGAAAUUUCAUACCUCAAAGAAACACAUGCUGAAGACCUUGCAGAGUUUGAGCGGAGAAUGAAUUUGAAAACGAAGCAACUGCAAGACAGUGAACUUCGACUCAAGAAAGCAGAUGAAAAGCAUUUUAAGUCGAUAAUGGAGAUCGCUGAUCUGAGGGAACAACUGAGAAGGGCACAGCAUCAGGCAUCCAAAGCUGUUAAAAAAAAUAUCAACGAAUUGGAACAACAGCUUCAAACACAACAACAAGAGAACAAAAAACUUGAAAACACAAAUAAAGACUUAAGCCAAGAGGCCAGAAACCUGAGAAUGUGCUGCAAUGAUGCCAGCACCAAGUGUGAAGAUAUACAAAAACAGCUGCAGCAAAGUCAGGAGGAUAUGGAUCGCCUGCUGCUGCAGCAGCAAGAAAGAGAUGAUACUCUCAAAAACCUGCAAGACGAGUUGAAGAAACAGUCCCAGAUGACUAACAAACUACAGCAGGAUUACAAAAACAUGGAGAGCCAACUGCAGCAGACCCAGGACAAUGCCGAUAACCUCCAGGAGCAGCUGCGUGAGAAAGAUGCCAGGUUCAACCAGUUGCAGCAGAACUUAGAAAAUCAGAUCACAGAGAAGAAGAAAAUACAGGAUGACUACAACAAGCUGCAAAAUGAGAAGAACGAACUUGAGGAAACUGUACAAGAACUUCAAACAAAAAGAGAUGAGGAGGAAGCACGCACAAUCCACACCAAGAAGAUGACCUUCGAUCCAAACACAGCACACCCAAGAAUAGUUCUGUCUGCAGAUAACACUCAGAUGUCCCCUACUGAUGAAAUACAGAAUGUCCCCGAUAAUCCAGGCCGGUUUGACGUGGUUCUUGCUGUCCUGGGUACACCUGGCUUCUCAAGUGGAAGACAUUACUGGGAAGUGUCUGUAGCUGGGAAGAUUUGUUACCACAUUGGGAUGGCCAGUGAAUCUGCUCCAAGAAAGGGAACAAUACUUUUCAAUCCAGCGAAGGGGUACUGGACUAUAAUUCUGAACAAACAAGGCCAGUACCGAGCUGUUGAUAGAAGACCUGCUAUUAUUCCAGUUAAGAUGCAGCCUAAUACGCUGGGUAUUCUGCUGGACUACAAAAAGGGACAGAUCUCCUUUUAUGAUGCUUCUGACAGAUCUCAUAUGUACUCAUUUGUAGGUGAGACGUUUACAGAAAAAAUCUACCCAUUUAUCAAUUUUUGUGUUGAGGAUGUUGAAAAUCAGGCUCCAAUAACUUUACUUCCUCCUGGAUCAACUGACUGGAUAACUCAGUGAACUGUGUGAGCUCCAGCCAACCUGGAGCCUUUCUGUGUGGAGUUUGCAUGUUCUCCCUGUGCCUGCAUGGGUUCUCUCCAGGUACUCCGGCUUACUCUCACAGUCCAAAGACAUGCAUCUUAGGUUGAUUAGUUAGUACCCUGCCUCUUACCUAAUGUCAGCUGGGAUUGGCUCCAGCCCUCCCACGAUCUCUUCAAGAUAAGUAGUAUAGAUAUUGGAUGGAUGACUAGUUUGUCCUGUCUAACAAAUCUUAGCCAUGUAUGUACAUGUACAUGUAUCUUGAUAGGUAGCAAAACAGUCACUGUGAAUGCAGAAUAGUUCUAACACAUACUUGUUAU